GACAAAUCCAAGUGAAAUAAAAUUUGUGAAAUAUCUUGAUAGUAUUUAUUAUUGGAGAUAAACAGCAAACCAGAUUAAAACAUUUGUAUUGCAACUGUUCUCUAUGGCCGUGCAUUUCUGAUUUAUUCCCAUGGCAAGCCACUGGGGUGACGUUCAGGAUCCGGAAGUUGUAGAUGAUGACCCAGCAAAAUCUAUUUUGUCUUCAAUCCAAGGAAAAUUUAGGAAUGGCUUCAGUAAUUUUGACUUGCCACCGCUUCAUCAGCCAUCUUCUGCUCACAAAGGUCCAAGAAAAGAGCUUGCAAAGAAAACUGUGCCUUGGCUUAGGAUGCCUGUAGACAGUUUUGGACAAAAUCAUCUUUUGCACAGCAUUGAACUUCAGUAUUAUAAGAAGAAAAUGAGAUACAUGUUCUCCUUGGCUGCUUCGCAUCAAAUUGAUGUUAUGAAAAGUGGAUCAUCAGAAGUCACGCCAUUACCUUCACCUCCACCUCCUCCAAAACGAUAUUGCUCAAAUGAAGGCCUCUUGAAAAAUAGCAAUCAAAGAAGUUUUCUCUCAAAAGAGUUUGAUGCUACGAAAGAACCUGUUCAUCAGUUGAAUGAGCUAAGACUAAUGGAGUGCCCUAUAGAAUUGGACACCGUAUCUACAAGGCAGCUGUUGCUUAAAUCUGUGUCAGCUGUCUGUGCCCAUACAGGUUUUGAAUUUGGCUCAGAUAUUGCCAUCAAUACAUUGACUGAUGUGUUUGCUGAACAUUUCAGCAGAUUUUGCAAGGUAUUGAAGACUAAUAUUGAGAAUCAAGAAGGAGGGGAAUUCAAUAAUGACUAUCUAUACGCAUUGGAGCAUACAUUGAAAGCAUUUGGAAUAGACUGUAUUUCUUCCUUACAACUUUUCUGGAACAAGAAGGUGAAAGAAGUAGCUACCAAACUGGAACAAGAAAGCAUGGAUUUACUUAAUGAGUAUAAUGCACAGAAGGAAACAUCCAGUGAUAAAAGAAAGCCAAUUAAAGAAGAGAACAACCGGAAAUAGAUGGUCAUGGGAAGGCCAUUGGAUAAACAUGUUUGGACUUAAGAAGCAUUGUAUAGCAAAGAGCAAGAUAUAGUUUUUGUCAGGGUUGACCCUAGCUUUGAUUAGGUACUUAUUACGAUGCUUCUAUAUCCCGGGAGAUAUUAGAAGUGAUUAUUAUUGGCCAUUUGGCGUAAAUUUGAUACUUUUUACUAUUCCAGAAUUCUGUAGUGCAACUUGAAUUGCUCUAGCGAUAAACCUAAAAAAGUGACAAUGGUAAAUCUCAGGCUGAGGAACAAUUGACUCGUGCAAGAUUUCUGCGAAAAUAAGAGAAUUUCUUAGGAUUUUCAGGUAAAAAAGUAGUAUUUCAACAAUGAGUGUACGAGAUUUCUGUCGAGUAAUUUGACCCUCGUUCCAGGUCCUAAAAUCCCUGAACACUAGCAUUGCUGCUAUCUAGGUACAUAGAGGAAGUAAAACAGUUGUUUCUAUGUAAUACCUUAGAUCCCGAAUUUCAAUAUAUUUAUUUGAUAAAACAUAGAAACGAUACGAUUGAAGUGUUGAAUAAGAAUUGUAUCAUAAAUUGCGUUGAAAUAUAAUAUUUUCAAUUGAUAUUAUUAAACCGCGCAGUGCAU
Molecule: messenger RNA, 1629 nt
Organism: Rhopilema esculentum
Lineage: Eukaryota; Metazoa; Cnidaria; Scyphozoa; Rhizostomeae; Rhizostomatidae
Product: STAGA complex 65 subunit gamma
Cellular component (GO): SAGA complex
Molecular function (GO): protein heterodimerization activity; transcription coactivator activity
Source: RefSeq, a predicted model, not a curated record